Messenger RNA from Odobenus rosmarus divergens (Pacific walrus), 2411 nucleotides. RefSeq names its product BMX non-receptor tyrosine kinase (gene BMX). Gene Ontology annotation, biological process: adaptive immune response; intracellular signal transduction; B cell receptor signaling pathway. Lineage: Eukaryota; Metazoa; Chordata; Mammalia; Carnivora; Odobenidae. Gene Ontology annotation, molecular function: ATP binding; non-membrane spanning protein tyrosine kinase activity. The coding region runs from base 41 to 2008 and encodes 655 amino acids. The transcript is spliced from 19 exons. The record is from RefSeq and is a predicted model, not a curated record.
GAACCGCAGCGCGGGGGACCCGGCGGCGGAUCGAGCCAGAAUGGACGACAAUAUGGACACAAAAUCCAUUCUAGAAGAAGUUCUUCUCAAAAGGUCACAGCAAAAAAAGAAAAUGUCGCCAAGUAACUACAAAGAGAGGCUUUUUGUUCUAACCAAAACAAAUCUCUCCUACUAUGAAUAUGACAAAAUGAGAAGAGGCAGCAGAAAAGGAUCCAUUGAGAUUAAGAAAAUCAGAUGUGUGGAGAAAGUAAAUCUUGAGGAGCAGACCCCUGUGGAGAGACAGUACCCUUUUCAGAUUGUCUAUAAAGAUGGGCUUCUCUAUGUCUACGCAUCAAACGAAGAGAGCCGAAGUCAGUGGCUGAAAGCAUUACAAAAAGAGAUAAGGGGCAACCCCCACCUGCUGAUCAAGUACCACAGUGGGUUCUUCGUGGAUGGAAAGUUCCUGUGCUGCCAGCAGAGUUGCAAAGCAGCCCCAGGAUGUACUCUCUGGGAAGCAUAUGCUGAUCUGCACAUUACAACCCAUGAAGAGAAACACAGAGUUCCCAUCUUCCCAGACAGAGUGCUGAAGAUUCCUCGAGCAGUUCCUAUUUUCAAAAUGAAUGAACCAUCCUCAAGUACCACCGUGGCCCAGUAUGACAGUGACUCAAAGGGAAACUACGGCUCCCAGCUAACUGUCAACAUGCAGCAUAUUCCAAGAGAAGAUUGCCCUGACUGGUGGCAAGUAAGGAAACUGAAGAGCAGUGAAGAUUUUGCAACCAGCAACCAAAAGGAAAGGACUGUUGCAAAUCACAGCACCUCAAAGAUGUCAUGGGGAUUCCCCGAGUCAAGUUCAUCUGAAGAAGAGGAAAACCUGGAUGACUAUGACUGGUUUGCAGGUAACAUCUCCAGGGCCCAAUCGGAGCAGUUACUGAGACAAAAGGGAAAAGAAGGUGCAUUUAUGGUUAGAAAUUCCCGCCAGGUGGGAAUGUACACAGUGUCCUUAUUCAGCAAGGCUAUGAAUGAUAAAAAAGGAACUGUCAAGCAUUACCACGUGCACACAAAUCCUGAGAACAAAUUGUACCUGGCAGAAAACUACUGUUUUGAUUCUAUUCCAAAGCUUAUUCAUUAUCAUCAACACAAUUCAGCAGGCAUGAUCACACGACUCCGCCACCCUGUGUCAACCAAGGCCAACAAGGUUCCCAUCUCCGUGUCCUUGGGAAGUGGAAUAUGGGAACUGAAAAGAGAAGAGCUUACCCUCCUGAAGGAGCUGGGAAGUGGUCAGUUUGGAGUGGUCCAUCUGGGCAAGUGGAAGGGACAGUAUGAUGUUGCCAUUAAGAUGAUCAAGGAGGGCUCCAUGUCCGAAGAUGAAUUCUUCCAGGAGGCCCAGACAAUGAUGAAACUCAGCCAUCCCAAGCUGGUGAAAUUCUACGGAGUGUGUUCGAAGAAAUACCCUAUAUACAUAGUGACUGAAUAUAUCACCAAUGGCUGCUUGCUUAAUUACCUGAAGAGUCAUGGAAAAGGACUUGAAACCUCCCAGCUCUUAGAAAUGUGCUAUGAUGUGUGUGAAGGCAUGGCCUUCUUGGAAAGCCAUCAGUUUAUACACAGGGACUUGGCGGCUCGGAACUGCUUGGUAGACAGUGAUCUCUCCGUGAAAGUGUCUGACUUUGGAAUGACAAGGUAUGUUCUUGAUGACCAGUAUGUCAGCUCGGUAGGAACCAAGUUUCCGGUCAAGUGGUCAGCCCCAGAGGUGUUUCACUACUUCAAGUACAGCAGCAAGUCAGAUGUGUGGGCGUUCGGGAUCCUGAUGUGGGAAGUGUUCAGCCUGGGGAAGCAGCCGUAUGACUUGUAUGACAACUCCCAGGUGGUUGUGAAGGUCUCCCAGGGCCACAGACUCUACCGGCCCCAACUGGCAUCGGACACCAUCUACCAGAUCAUGUACAGCUGCUGGCACGAGCUUCCAGAAAAGCGUCCCACAUUUCAGCAACUCCUAGCUUCCAUUGAACCACUUCGGGAAAAAGACAAACCUUGAAAAAGAAAUUAGGAGAUCUGAUGAGAACGAAUGUAAAUGCUGGCCAACACCUUCAUUCCUUUUAAGGAAAGUAGCAAGACGCAGACAAUGUAAUUUAGCUAGUUCUUCUUAAUAGCCUUCUGUGUGCUGUUCGCCUGUUGUAUUAUCUCGAAAUUGAACAAGGUAAGAAACAAAAGAUUUCCUUGAAAUUUAGGUCAAAUUAGUAAUUCUGUGUAUGCUGCUCUUAAUAUUAUUACACUUCCCAGCCUAUAGCAGAAGCACAUUUUCUGAUUGUGGUAGACAGAGGGUGUACCAUUUGUAAAGAUUGCAUCGAAUUAAAAAAUUCUUUGUUGGAUAUUUGUUCUUUUCCUUAUAUUGUCACUAUCCUGAUAAUUAAAUAUGCUCUUAACAAGUACCAAAAUGU